Frieseomelitta varia is the source of this 1299-nucleotide messenger RNA. RefSeq lists its product as uncharacterized. Lineage: Eukaryota; Metazoa; Arthropoda; Insecta; Hymenoptera; Apidae. Bases 681 to 1184 code for a protein of 167 amino acids. The transcript is spliced from 3 exons. The record is from RefSeq and is a predicted model, not a curated record.
ACGUUCAAUUCUUUUUUUUUUAUUUUUCUUUUUUACUUCGACGAGAGAUCAAAAAGCGGGGAAGGAUUGCGAUGGUUUUUAACGGUGAGAGAGCAAAUUUGAAUUUUGCGCGUUUCAAGGUUCGCUGAACUCACACGCGUCCGCAACCAACCGGCGUGUUUAUUACGCCUUCUAUGACAUGAAUCCCGGCAACAGACUGCAGAGACCCAGUUUCCUGGCCUUAGUGGGGUAAGCAAACGCGAAAAAGGAACGUGUCUGUUCUUCACUUGCUAGAAUCUACAUCUAGUAGCCUUCUCGCCGAUCUGAUGCAAACACGCGCGCGUUGUUUAUCAAACAACUGAUAAAAGAUCGACGUUGGCCUUCCGAAGCGUGUGAAGAAUUUCGCCAGCCCUCCAAGUAACAAAUUAUUCUGGAAAUUUAAAAAAUUCGAGAUAACUUGAACAUUGUUCCGACAGUUGUGUCAAUUUGUUUCAAGGAGCCGGAUGUAAGAAAAACUCACGCGACAAACGCGAAACAAAUAUUACUCGCUGCACACGCGAGGCAAUAAUCGCAGGAUAGAGGUACCUUAUUUCCUUUAAUGAUACCGAUAGAAUGAUAAAGGAAGAGGUAAGGAAUUAAUCAUCGUCAGUUAGAAAGGCGAUUGAAAGGAUGGGUUAACGGGCUCGCGUUUGUAUCGAGUAAUGAACUUUCUAGCCGACCUAGCCAUGAACGGACUGGACGCAAUAUUUUGGUGUUCGUGUGUCGUCAUUGUAUUCCAAACUUUGGCUCGUGCUGAGGAUGUUGCAAGUAAGUCGAACGACAGCUUGAGGAUCGACGUUACCCGAGGGAUUGCACUGUACGUCGGUGACGACGAAGCGAGCGUUACACUGAGCCUGUCGUCUCUGUACGAAAGGAACGGCGUGGAGCAACGGAGCGCAGGAAAAAUGAAAUUUAACAAAGAUACGCUGAAAAGAAUUGGAAUGGCGAUGAUGAUGGCCCCUGUAAUGUGGCAGUUGGCAGGGUUACCAGGCGCUCUUGCCGCCAUCAAGCUGGAUCUACUCCGAAGCAUCAUCGUCGGGAAAAUCGCGCUAGCAGUGAUGCUGUUUAACGCGCUGAGGAAUUCGCAGAAAUCGGAAGUAGUGCUGGUCCACAAGCCUGAAUAUCACAAUCACUAUUAUCACGAAGAUAACUACGAAGGCUGGUGAGGACGACACCAGUGGAAUGGCACUCUUCAAGAUAGAACAUACUUCGAUUACCUUACUCGAAUAAUUGCUGUUCCUGUGAAAUGGUCUGUCUGUGACGCGUAACGUUCGCAAACGU